This is a messenger RNA of Diaporthe amygdali, 3438 nucleotides long. RefSeq lists its product as uncharacterized. Gene Ontology annotation, molecular function: DNA binding; DNA-directed DNA polymerase activity; 3'-5' exonuclease activity. Bases 1 to 3438 code for a protein of 1145 amino acids. The transcript is spliced from 2 exons. NCBI's taxonomy places the organism in Eukaryota, Fungi, Ascomycota, Sordariomycetes, Diaporthales, Diaporthaceae. Gene Ontology annotation, cellular component: gamma DNA polymerase complex; mitochondrion. The record is from RefSeq and is a predicted model, not a curated record. Gene Ontology annotation, biological process: mitochondrial DNA replication.
AUGAUCAGCCCCUUCAGGAGCCAACUCCGAAGUGGUUGCGCCACUGCGAGCUUCGUCCGGCUUGCGAAGCAUCGCGCGCAUAGGAGAUGGACCUACCAACUGCGCUGGCAGUCUGCCACUGCCACAGCAAAAGCCAACGAGAAGACACCCAACAGCACACUUGCUAUCCCCUCGAUCGCUCGCCAGAACGCAAUAGGGGUGCAACAGCUGAGCGAGCACCUCUAUCCACAAGUCUUUCCUAAGGGGUCCGAGCCUCCUCCAGAAUCCCUCGUCGAGCUCUCCAAGGACCACCUGAGGCGUCAUGACCUCCUAGGCAAGACUACCGACGCAGCCGAUCCUAUCGCGUUCAACCUCCCGAAACUCCAAGCUCCAGAAACCCAGACGCUGGACGAACAUUUCUUUAGACUCGGCACGGACGCCGCGGAGCCCUUCUUGUCACACGCAAAAGAGUUUGCAAAAUCCAAUACGCCCCAGCAGCCGAGAAAAUGGGUACAUCGGAGCGGAUGGACCAAAUAUUACUGCAAAGACGGGACAGGGCCGGAGAUCACGGAGGAGGUAGAAGCGCCAGACGAGACCAUGCUGUCAUUUGACGUCGAAGUGAUGUGGCAGGAGAACCCUUUUGCUGUCAUGGCCUGCGCUGCUAGUCCAACAGCCUGGUACGUUUGGCUGUCACCGUGGCUUCUGGGCGAGACGGACGUCAAAACGCAACUUGUACCGCUCGGUGAUCCUACCAAGGAGCGAAUCGUUGUUGGGCACAACAUCGGGUACGACAGGGCCAGGAUACUCGAGGAAUACGACAUCAAGCAAACAAAAAACUGCUUCCUAGACACCAUGUCACUGCAUGUUGCCGUGAACGGCAUGUGCUCGCAGCAACGGCCCACGUGGAUGAAGGCUCAGAAGAACCGGGAGAAGGAACGAGUCGCUCGAGCCGAGGGAAACUUCAGCCUGGGCGCCCUGAUGGAUGAAGAAGAGCUGUGGGUCGGAAGAAGCUCGAUCAACUCCUUGCGGGACGUGGCCAAAUUUCAUCUCAAUGUUUCCAUGGACAAAUCUGCCCGAGACGACUUUAGCGGGCUGGAUCGGCAAAAGGUCUUGGAGAAGCUAGACGACCUCCUCAAUUAUUGCGCGGCCGACGUUGCCAUCACACAUCGAGUAUUUUCGAUUGUCUUCACCAACUUUCUCAAGACGUGCCCCCACCCAGUCAGCUUCGCCGCUCUGAGGCACCUGUCCUCUGUCAUUCUACCCGUAGAUGACUCUUGGAAUUCUUACAUCGCGAACGCCGAAGCAACCUAUCAAAAAUUGUCAGUCGGUGUCCAAGAACGUCUCAUAUCUCUCGCUGAAAAGGCUCUGGAGGUCAAAGAUGACGAGGAGAAAUGGAGCAACGAUCCUUGGUUGAAGCAGUUGGACUGGUCAGGGCAGGAGAUCAAGUGGGUCAAAGGCAAAAAGAAAGGGGAUCCACCGAGGCCGUCUAAGAAUCAAAAAAUGCCUGGCAUGCCGAAAUGGUACAAAGAUCUUUUUGCCACAAAAGAUGCCCCUAUUAGCAUUUCGGUGCGGACGAGGAUAGCACCACUGCUGCUCAGGCUCUCCUGGGAAGGGCAUCCGUUAUUCUGGUCAGACGAGCACGGGUGGACUUUUCGCGUUUCUCGGGAGGAGAGAGAGCAUUACGUCAAAAACUCAAUGAAGUUAUGCGAUAUGACGGAUGAGAAGACGGAACCUCUGCUGCGAGACGAUAUACAUGGAGUUUACUUCAAGGUCCCUCAUAAAGACGGCCCCGCGGCCCGAUGCGCCAACCCGAUGGCAAAAGGUUAUCUCAAUUAUUUUGAAAGCGGAAUCUUGACGUCUGAAUACGCUUAUGCAAAGGAGGCCCUGGAAAUGAAUGCGUCUUGCUCAUACUGGAUAAGUGCUCGCGAGCGAAUCAGGUCGCAACUGGUCGUCUAUGAAAAGGAACUACGGGUACCCAAAGGACAGAAAGCAGGAGACACGGCUCAAGGCUACAUUCUCCCGCAGCUCAUACCGAUGGGCACCAUCACGAGGAGAGCUGUCGAAAACACCUGGCUGACUGCGAGCAAUGCCAAGGAGACGAGAGUGGGCUCCGAGCUGAAGGCAAUGGUCAAGGCGCCCCCAGGAUACAGUUUCGUGGGCGCCGACGUGGACUCUGAGGAGCUCUGGAUUGCGAGCGUACUGGGCGAUGCCAUAUUCCAACUCCACGGCGGCAACGCCAUUGGCUUCAUGACGCUAGAAGGCUCAAAAGCUGCUGGAACUGAUCUUCAUUCCCGAACGGCUUCGAUUCUGGGCAUUUCGAGGAAUCAUGCAAAGGUAUUCAACUACGGGCGAAUCUAUGGCGCUGGCCUCAAGUUCGCCGCACAGCUGCUCCGGCAGUUCAAUCCAACGCUUUCCGAGCGUGAGACCGAGGCCAUCGCAAAGAAACUCUACACUUCGACAAAAGGGGCACAGUCGGAACGGAAGGUACUUUACAAGCGAAAGUUUUGGCGGGGUGGCACAGAGUCCUUCGUUUUCAACAAGCUCGAAGAGUUUGCUGAGCAACGGCGUCCGCGCACACCUGUUCUCGGAGCUGGCAUCACCGAGGCGUUGAUGAGCAGCUACGUCAGCAAGGGUGGCUUCCUCACGAGCCGCAUCAACUGGGCCAUUCAGAGCUCAGGCGUUGACUACCUGCACCUCCUGAUCGUGUCUAUGGAUUAUCUGGCCCGACGCUUCAACAUCGAUGCUCGUCUUGCCAUCACGGUACACGACGAAAUCCGCUACCUCGUCAAGAACGAAGACAAGUACCGUGCCGCCAUGGCGUUGCAGAUCGCCAACCUCUGGACACGAUGCAUGUUCGCCCAGCAGAUCGGCAUCGAUGACCUCCCACAAUCAUGUGCCUUCUUCAGUGCUGUCGACAUCGACCACGUCCUCCGCAAGGAAGUCGACAUGCCCUGCAUAACACCAUCUAAUGAUACACCCAUACCACCCGGCGAAUCCAUCGACAUCCAACAGCUGCUCGCCAAGGGCAGCGAGGCCCUCCUCGACGAAGCCGUCAUCCCAGAGAACGCACCUCAACUCGACCACAUCCAGUACACGCCGCGCACACCAGUAAUGCAGACGCUCAAGAAAGAGGACGCCUCGACGGCGGACCUAGCUUUCAUCAAGGCGCAGAUCACGUCCGACAUGAAGGAGCUCAACGAGGUCUGCGCCGAGCAGCGCAAGAAGGUCGCCGCGCUGGCGCCCAAGAAGGAGCCCACGCCUCGCGCCUCCAAGGUCCUGCCGUACUCGUCGCACGCGCAGCUCAUGCCCAUGGAGGAGCCCCUGCUCGUGUCGGAGGCGUUCCGCGCCGACCAGGCUAAGCGCUUCGGUCCCGGCGGAGCCGCGCAGAAGAAGAUCGACUGGUCAAGGACGGCCCGCUGGACCAAGACGAACGUCGCCAGCCGAGGCACGGGGCAUUGA